AUGGCAGAUCUGCGGCAUUGUUCUCGCGAGUUUUUGACGGAUUUUAUUUCACAUUAUAAAAGUUUUCCGUGCCUUUGGCGAGUUAAAUCUAAAGAGUACAGUGACAGGGACAAAAAGGGGGAAGCGUACGAGAGAUUGGUUGAAAAGUUCAAAGAAAUAGAUGUCAACGCGAGCAGGGAGACAGUGGUGAAGAAAAUCAAUUCUUUGAGAAGCGUUUAUCGCAAAGAAUUGGCAAAGGUAAACAAAUCGAUUCGAUCUGGGGCUGGAGAAGACGAAAUUUACAAGCCAUCUCUGUGGUAUUUCGAUUUGCUGCAUUUUCUCAAUGAUCAGGAGACACCAAGGCCGUCGAGGAAUACCACGGACGAAAGUGAAGAGUCUGUAAACUGCGACGAAUCAUCACAACUGGUGGAAGACGAUGUGCAAGAAACUGUUAUUGACAGUGGGCCCAGUGAAGCUGCUACUACCCCUGCUACUCCUGCUUCCGAAGCAUCUACGAGUACUUCCCAUUCUGUCAAUACCUCGCACAAGUUAACUCGUAACAAGAGGAAGGCUGUUGGGAAUGAUGAUGGCACAAUUGAAGUCCUGCAGGUGAUAGGGAAGAAACUGGAAUCGCUACAGGCAGAUGAUGCAUUUCAGGUAUUCGGAAAACAUGUGGCUAAUAAACUCAGAGAAGUCCCGAAUUCACAAAACAUAAUUGCUCAGAAACUAAUUUCCGACGUUUUAUUCGAAGCUGAGUUGGGUACGCUUACCAGAAAUUUUCGAAUUGUUGACAUGAAAAGCCAGCGACAAGAUGAUUUUGGUUCAAUGAAUGCCACGAAUUAUUGGCCUCAACAGAAUACGCCACAUCAAAUCAGAAUGCAACAAAAUCUUUCUUCACAAGUUGGACAAUACCACUCCUUCUCGCAGCAGCCGCAGCCUAUGCCACAUAACUACGCCCCAGAACAAAUACCUCACACUCAGGAGUAUAAAACAAUUGGGAAAAUUCCGGCAGUUUCAUGCAUCAUCCCACAGCAAGGUGAACAAGAUGUACAGACACGCGCCCACCAAGCCCCUGCCCACUCUCCCGAAUCCGGCGAAGACGCGAAGCGUAUUGUGGUUUGGGAAAAUGGAGACUUUAAUGGCGAAGGUCGCGCGAUUUUCAUCAACCCGAAAUAUGUUCAAACUUGGGACGACGUUCUCAGCAUCUUGACGGACGUUUUGCGACCGAAAGGUGGCUCAGUCAGCAAGUUGGUAAACUUGAGGAGCGAAGAAGUUGUUGAAUCCUUCGAACAGUUGGAAUCAAACGGGAGAUAUGCUGCGGUGAUCGAUCCAAAUAUGAAGCUAUCUAUAUCACGGUUCAAGACCUUAAGCCAAGGACGCGGAUUAGAUCGGACAAGACGUCUUCCGGAAAAGGUCGAUGCGGGAGUCGCAGACCGGGAAACUCCGACAUACGAGAUGUGCCGAAACGUUGCAUUAACGCAGACGGAAGUAGUCGCUAGGGGCGGGGCGUUGACUCAUCAUCCUGCGGGGUGUUUCUGCGGUCCUGAAGCAUGCGAUAGUGGGUAA
This is a messenger RNA of Cylas formicarius (sweet potato weevil), 1545 nucleotides long. RefSeq lists its product as uncharacterized. NCBI's taxonomy places the organism in Eukaryota, Metazoa, Arthropoda, Insecta, Coleoptera, Brentidae. The transcript is spliced from 5 exons. The record is from RefSeq and is a predicted model, not a curated record. Bases 1 to 1545 code for a protein of 514 amino acids. Gene Ontology annotation, biological process: intracellular signal transduction.